AUGACUAUGAAAUUAUAUCUAUAUGCACAUAAAGAGACAUACAUUGUCUACAUGGGUGACCUCCCAGAGGGUGAUUUUUCUGCAACAUCCCUGCACACUAGCAUGAUGGAACAAGUUGUAGGGGGGAGCAAGGCAUCAGAAUCUCUACUCCACAGCUACCAGAGAAGCUUCAAUGGGUUUGUGGCGAAGAUGACAGAGGAAGAGAUGAAUAAAAUGUCUAGUAUGGAGGGUGUAGUCUCCGUGUUCCCAAAUGAACAGAUGAAGCUGCACACAACAAGGUCAUGGGACUUCCUCGGUUUAACUGAUCAACAAGCCCCGAGAGCGCCGGCCAUUGAAAGCGACAUUAUAGUGGGGAUGCUCGACACCGGGGUCUGGCCUGAAUCCGAGAGCUUCAGCGAUGGAGGAUUUGGUCCACCUCCAUCUAAUUGGAAGGGCAUUUGCCAAUCCCCACAAAAUUUCACUUGCAACAAAAAAAUUAUAGGAGCUCGCUACUAUCGGUCCCAAGGUUUUUUCUAUCCCGGAGAAAUUCCUUCUCCGAGAGAUACAGAAGGCCACGGCACCCACACCGCUUCUACAGUUGCAGGUCGAGAAGUUUACGAAGCCAGCUUGGUCGGUCUUGCAGCAGGAACGGCCCGCGGAGGGGUUCCAUCUGCACGAAUUGCGGUGUACAAGAUUUGUUGGUCCAACGGUUGUUCUUCUGCUGAUAUUCUUGCUGCAUUUGACGAUGCCAUUGCCGAUGGGGUGGAUAUAAUAUCUCUUUCGGUCGGAGGGGGUCCUCAAAACUACUUUAGUGAUUCAAUUGCCAUUGGAGCUUUCCAUGCUAUGACGAAGGGCAUACUCACAUCCAACUCCGCCGGCAAUUCGGGCCCUACUGCCGGAACUGUCACAAAUGUGUCACCUUGGUCUCUCACAGUUGCUGCUAGCACCAUAGACAGAAGGUUUGUCACCAACGUGGAGCUGGGUAACAGUGAGGUUUAUGAGGGUGUGUCUAUAAAUACCUUCACCCUCAGCAAAAGACUGUACCCCUUAGUUUAUGGGGGCAAUGUACCCAACAAAACGAACCCUUCUCUUGGUUCCCAAUCUAGGUACUGCAUUUCGGGCUCACUGGACGCGACUUUGGUGAAGGGUAAAAUCGUUUUGUGUGAUCAGUUUGGUGCGACAGAACAAUAUGAAGCAGGUGCAAUUGGUACUAUAAUGCAAGGGGGAGAUUACGAAGAUGUUGUCUGGUCCUUCCCCUUAUCUGCAUCCUAUGUGGAUUCGUCUGAUGGUGCUGCGAUUUCCCUGUACAUCAACACAACUAGUGAACCAAUGGCGACCAUAGGUAAGAGUAUUACGACUAAAGACGAAUCGGCACCAUACGUUGUUUGGUUUUCAUCAAGGGGGCCCAAUCCAAUAACAUUGGAUAUCCUCAAGCCGGAUUUAACCGCGCCAGGGGUGGACAUUCUCGCUGCAUGGACAGGAGCUACGUCGAUAACUGGAGUACCGGGGGAUGAGAGAUUUGCUCCUUUCAAUAUCAUUUCCGGCACGUCCAUGUCUUGCCCACAUGCUUCAGGGGCGGCUGCCUAUGUGAAGUCGCUUCACCCAACUUGGUCUCCUGCUGCUAUUAAAUCCGCUCUCAUGACCACUGCUACUCCAACCAACACAACACAAAACACCGACACAACACAAACCGCGCUAGCCGAAUUCGCCUACGGUUCAGGGCAAAUCGACCCGGUACAAGCCGCGAAUCCGGGCUUAGUCUACGACGCCGGAGAAUCCGAUUACGUCAAAUUCCUCUGCGGCCAAGGGUACACCACCCAGUUACUCCAGCUCGUAACCGGAUCCAGCAACACCACUUGCUCCGCGUCUAACAACGGCACCGUUUGGGACCUCAACUACCCUUCCUUCUCCCUCUCCGGCCCGGCCAACGUGUCCGUCACCCGGGUGUUCCACCGGACCGUGACCAAUGUCGGGUCGCCCGUCUCCACUUACACUUCGACCGUGUUCCCUCCGCCCUCCAUGUCGGUUGACGUUGAACCGCCCGUGAUGAAGUUUACUUCAUUAGGACAGAAACAGAGGUUUGUUUUGACGGUGAGUGGGGUGGCGAUUGCGGACGUAAUGUCGGGUUUUUUGAUUUGGGAUGAUGGGGUGCAUCAGGUGAGGAGCCCAAUUGUUGCGCAUUCUUUGAGCUGCGGACAAAUUAUUCAGUGCCGCUAGAGGACAGGGUGCCCCAGGCCGCUAGGAUGGGGUUUACUAAACUUGCUGUCUAAUGUGAGUUCACACACAAGUGUGAUGAUUUAUUUGUCUUAGUUGUUGUUUCCUUUUUUUUGCAUGAAUUGAAUAAAUUAAUGUCGAUGAUAAAAGAAGAAGAAGAAGAUGUUGAACAUGAUUGUAUUAGUGUGAUUUUAAGUUGAAAAACACCAUAUAAAUGAAAAUGUUUCCCCCUUCGUUUUAUUUAA
Molecule: messenger RNA, 2438 nt
Organism: Rhododendron vialii
Lineage: Eukaryota; Viridiplantae; Streptophyta; Magnoliopsida; Ericales; Ericaceae
Product: cucumisin-like
Exons: 10
Coding region: 1-2196 (731 amino acids)
Biological process (GO): proteolysis
Molecular function (GO): serine-type endopeptidase activity
Source: RefSeq, a predicted model, not a curated record